This is a messenger RNA of Penicillium canescens, 633 nucleotides long. RefSeq lists its product as uncharacterized. The coding region runs from base 1 to 633 and encodes 210 amino acids. The transcript has a single exon. The record is from RefSeq and is a predicted model, not a curated record. NCBI's taxonomy places the organism in Eukaryota, Fungi, Ascomycota, Eurotiomycetes, Eurotiales, Aspergillaceae.
AUGAUUCCCAUUCAAACUCGCCUUCGCGACAUGUCGCUCCCGAAGGCCGCGGCACCUGUUGCUAGCACGGAUCCCGCACAGGUCACCUUCAACUGGAGUGGUAGCUCUUUCGAAUCAUCUCCCAUGUCAAAUCCAUUCGCUCCUCCACCAACACCAUGCGACUCUCUCCUCGACAUUCACCCUCGCAAAUCAUCGUUCUCCAGUGAAAUGGGAGCCGCCUACGCCUUCCCAUCCUGGCCUAACAGACCCUCUCUCUCCAGCCACGACUCCACAGACUCUAAUGCAAGCGCCUAUCUCACCGACGAUGACCUGCUCUGGAUGCCCGAGAACGCCGCCGCCGAGAAAGCUGUGGAAGAGGCAACCAAUAUCGAUGCCGAGCUCGCCCACUCUAUCACCUUGGAGCAACAGCUCCAGCGUAUCCGCGCUGUGGCUGCUGAGGAGGAGGCUCGCGCUAACUUCCUUGCUCGCGUUGAUGCCCAUGCCCGCGCAACACAUGCUUUGCGCAUGGCUAAGAUGAAUGUGACUGCGACUGUAAAUGUCAACGAGCGCGACAACGCAAAGCGCAAGAAGCGUCGAGCUGUCCCUAGCCCUAAGCGACGCGCUCACUCGGCUUCCAAGGUGUUGUCUCAAUGA